AUGGCGUCCACCCAAGACCUACCAGCCCCAAUCCUCGCCCUCACAAAAGCCACCGUCAGACCCUACCACCCAACCGACGCCGCCGCCCUCGCCCAGGCCGCGAACUCGGACGCCGUGGCCCGCUACCUCCGCUACACCUUCCCGCGGCCCUACACCCUCGCCGACGCCGAGUCCUGGAUCGCGCUGAACUCGGGUGCCGGCGGUUCUCCCGUCCACAAUUGGGUCAUUGCGUGUCCGGCGUCCGGGCGGCCCAUGGGCAGCAUCGGCCUCGUGCCUGGAAAGGACGUGUACGCGAGGGGGUAUGAGCUUGGAUACUGGCUUGGGGAGGAAUUUUGGGGUAAGGGCGUCAUGGGGGAGGUUGUGCCUGCUUUUGUGCGGUGGGUUUUUGAGGGGAUGGGGAGGGGCGAGGAGGAGGAGAGCGAUCGCGAGGGGGGGCGGGUGGAGAGGGUUUGGGCGGGUAUGUUUGCGGUGAAUAAGGGGAGUCAGAGGGUGCUUGAGAAGAGCGGGUUUGUGCUUGAGGGGAGGUUGAGGAGGGCUGUGGUCAAGGAGGGGAUUGUGAUGGACGAAUUACUGUACUCUUUCAUUAGGGAGGAUUUGAACAAGUGA
Molecule: messenger RNA, 606 nt
Organism: Colletotrichum orchidophilum
Lineage: Eukaryota; Fungi; Ascomycota; Sordariomycetes; Glomerellales; Glomerellaceae
Product: acetyltransferase
Exons: 1
Coding region: 1-606 (201 amino acids)
Cellular component (GO): cytoplasm
Molecular function (GO): protein-N-terminal-alanine acetyltransferase activity; protein N-terminal-serine acetyltransferase activity
Source: RefSeq, a predicted model, not a curated record